UGGAGCUUUAACACAAUGUUUUUAUAAAGUGAUAAUCUAAAUUUCGUCGGAUUAAGAAUAAGUUCCCGCUUUGCGAUAUAACAUUUGAAUUCACUGCCACAGUCAAAGAUUUCAUUCGAAGAAGCGUACCUUACAUAAAAAUAAAAUAGUCAUUACAAAAACACGUAACGUUUGUGAUAGUGUGUCUAUUUUGUGAUACUAAUUGCGGUUAAGUGUAAUAACUUUAAAUAACAAUGGGCAAGGAGGAAAAAGAAGACUCUGGCUUCGGAUUCAAGGAUAAGGCGAAGGCUGAGGAGACUCUGCGACUAUUGGAGGAGCAUGACCCCAACUACAGGCGUCUAACUGUGCGCGGUCUGCUAGGAAGAGCUAAAAGAGUACUCUCAAUGACAAAAGCGGAAGAGAAAAUAAAGAAUAUAAAAGAAGCGAUGGAAGUGUUUGAGAACUGGCUCGCGGAGCUCGAGAAGAACAAGGAAAAGAAGACUGACAAGAAGGAGAAAGAAGAGACUAAAGAAAAGAAAGAUGAUAAAGAAAAGGAUUCAAGUCCCGAUGUAGAGAUGGAGGAUAAAACAAAAAAAGAAGACAAAAAGGAUCUUCCGGCAGACACAGUACCAGGUUUAGGUUUCAAAGACAAGGCGACAGCGGAAAAUACGCUCAAGGAGUUAGAAGGAAGAGAUCCUGAUUACCAAAAACUUGCUGUGAAGGGAUUAAUUGGUAGAGCUAAGAGAGUAUUGACAUGUACAAGAGAUGAAACAAAAAUAUCCAACAUCAAAGAAGCGAUGUCAUUAUUUGAUAAGUUUCUUGACGACUUCGACACAAUGCAUCUCAGCAAACAGAACAACCCGUACAUAAGUCUAGGUAUUGUGAGGACAUGUGUUGCUAAAGCUGAGGGACUGAUCUCUGAGCAACAGAAAUCAUUCAUAGAAGCAUACAGUAGUGUGAACGGCGAGUACAAACGUCUGCGAACUGUGACUGAGAAGGAAGGAGGGAAGACUUGGGACAUCGUCAGAAAUGCUGCCUUAAAAGAACUGAAAGAGAAGUAUGCAGAUGUAAAACUUUUCGAUGAAAAAGAUGAACCUACAAAGGAGCAUUUAGAAAUGUUACUCUGGGCUUACUCUCCGGAGCACGCUAGAGUGAAAAAGACAAUACAGGAGACAGAAGAGGAAAGCGAGAAUAACAAGAGUGAAGAGGAAAAUAACAGUAGAAAGAGAAGAAGUAGCGCAAAAGAUGAAGAAUCUCCUAGUAAGAAGAAGAAGGAAUAAAAAAAACAGGGAUACCAUGUUAUUUGUAAGAUAUAUAUCUGAAGCAUCUAAUGCAUUGUGCAUUU
Molecule: messenger RNA, 1324 nt
Organism: Papilio machaon (common yellow swallowtail)
Lineage: Eukaryota; Metazoa; Arthropoda; Insecta; Lepidoptera; Papilionidae
Gene: Ude
Product: microtubule-associated protein 1A
Exons: 7
Coding region: 234-1259 (341 amino acids)
Source: RefSeq, a predicted model, not a curated record